This is a messenger RNA of Amphibalanus amphitrite, 3826 nucleotides long. RefSeq names its product serine/threonine-protein kinase PAK 3-like. Lineage: Eukaryota; Metazoa; Arthropoda; Thecostraca; Balanomorpha; Balanidae. The record is from RefSeq and is a predicted model, not a curated record. The transcript has 2 exons. Gene Ontology annotation, cellular component: cytoplasm. Gene Ontology annotation, molecular function: ATP binding; protein serine/threonine kinase activity. Gene Ontology annotation, biological process: regulation of axonogenesis; regulation of MAPK cascade; intracellular signal transduction. Bases 1263 to 3098 code for a protein of 611 amino acids.
CACCCGCCUCGCCCAAUUCCAAUCUGAUUCCAAGCCCUGAAGCUACCUUCGCUUUACCAUGGUCGCCAAAAAAGGCACAUUAUAGCGGUAUUUCAGCUCCUGUGUAACAGUCUUGACCUGAACCCAAGUAUAGUGUUUUUACGCUGCGCCCUGCGCUCUUCCGGACGUCAGGCGACAUGUUCCAUCUUCGAAACAGUGGUGAAACAGCGUGCAGCCUUGGUGCAGCCCUCCAACGAUCGGUGAAACAUUUUUUUCAGUCGGAGUUGUGAUUUUUAAUGACUGGAUCAGUCUUCUAUUCAAAUUCGACAAUCCGGAGAUGGUGCGACCAUCUGUUCGACGAAUAUUGCCGACACGGAUGCAUUUCGUUUUGCACACGGACCGUUGGAAAGAUAUGUAGGAAGACGGUUAGAAAUACAUGUAAGAAUGGUCGUCUGAAACUAGGAUCCAGAUUCGACUGAAUGUCAGGAUCCGUUUCCGUUUCUGUCCUCCCAAGGUCUCUCUCACCUCUUCCCACCACUCUUAUCACAUACCUAUCGUCCUUCCGGUGCUGGAUUUAUCAGCAGUGCAUGUCUCACAUCAGUGAUUCAGGAAUCGUGUCUCAGGAUUCCUUCGCCACAUCACAUUCGCGGAACGUUAUCAUGUGAUAUCGGCGACGACACUUUUGUCGCUUGAUGAGUGGAUCAGCUACAGUUCUUGUCCUUGGAGUACUGGCUUUUGGCUGCUAACACUUUGUUUUACGUCUUUCUCCUGAAUUGUAUCAAACUUUUUGACUAUUUUCUCGGUUGACGUAUGCUUGAUAAAAUAUUUUGACAUUGUAUUGUUAAAAAUAUGCCAUUGGCGGUUGCACUCCAGUCUCCAUAAUCACUGCAUUGGGUCAGGUCAAUGCAGUUUGCAUCAUUGAAAAUCGUAGACGUUGCAGGUGUUGGAAUCGCAAGUGUUUGGUACUAGCUCGGUGUUUUCGACAAAAUCCGGCUACUCGAGCGGAGCGGGUGUUAUCGGUUCUGGGAGGCUCCCACGCCGCUCGGCAACCGCCAGUCACCGGGGCACAGUGUCGGCGCGGCUGAUAGCCGGGCGUGCUCAGCUGGUGAGACGCCGCCAGCCGCUCAGGUGGGCCGGACGCGCCUAGGGCGGAGGGAGUGUCGAUAGCAUACAGCGGCAGUUACAGGGACGCAGUGCGGACGGUCGGCGGUGACGGCAGCUGGAGGAGGAGUGUCGGCGGUCUGCUGAGUGGAGUGGGGUCUCUGCCCGGGUCCGAGCGGACGAUGAAGGCAGCUCGCGCGUCCAGGCGGCCGGCGCGGCCGCGCAGCACCUCCGACCCCGGUGACGUGGCCUCCGUGCUCCGCUGGAGAGACGCCGUGCCGAAGCUGGUGCCGAAGAUAUUCCGCAGCACCUCCACGAUGGCCGACGACGAGCUGCCGCCGGCGCCGCCCGUCCGCAUGGCCAGCGUGCGGUUCGGAGGCGAGGCCGGCGGACUGCCGCUGCCCCCGCUGCCGCGCGAGCCGGACGCCGAGCGGCGGCGGCGCGCUCGGCUGGCCAAGCCGACCAAACGGCACACGGACAAACCGGAGAUCUCGUACCCGACCAACUUUGAGCACGCCGUGCACGUGGGCUUCGACCCGGCGACGGGUGAGUUCAGCGGUAUGCCGCCGCAGUGGGUGUCCCUGCUGGCCUCCGCCAACAUCUCCAUCCAGGAGCAGCGCCAGCACCCGGACGAGCUCAUCAACGUGCUUAACUAUUACGACGCCAGUAACAAGGACGGCGACCAGACCAAGUUCAUGGUGCCUACCACGGAGCACAACCCGCUGUGGGAGCAGGAGCGCGACCCGCCGCGUGCCAGUCUGGCCGUCGGGCCGGCGGAUGCGCGGGCCGAUGGCGCCCGCUCCGGCUCGGACCACUCCGGCUCGACCAGCACUCCGGACACCGCCGACCCGGACCCGGAGUCGGAGCGCGACAAGUUCCCGGAGGAGCCGGAGCCGGAGGAGGAGGAGCCGGCGCCCCCGCCUCCUCCGGUAGCCGUCCGCCCGGAGAGGACCAAGUCGGUGUACACGCAGCCGCUGGCUCCCGAGGAGCCGGCGGCGGCGGCCGGCUCGCCAGUCACCAACGGAAAGCCGGCAGCUCCGGCCAAGGGCGCGGCGCCGACUCCGGCGGCGCGCGACACGCCGCGGAGGCCCAAGCUGAGCGACGAGGAGAUCCUGGCGCGUCUGCGGAGCAUCGUCACCAUCGGCGACCCGCUGCGCCGCUACACCAAGAUGGAGAAGAUCGGGCAGGGCGCGUCCGGUGUGGUGCACACAGCCGUCGAGACGGCCACCGGCUGCGAGGUGGCUAUCAAACAGAUGAACCUCUCCCAGCAGCCCAAGAAGGAGCUCAUCAUCAACGAGAUCGUCGUCAUGCGCGAGAACAAACACCCGAACGUGGUGAACUACGUGGACAGUUACUUGGUGGGCGAGGAGCUGUGGGUGGUGAUGGAGUACCUGCCGGGCGGUUCGCUGACGGAUGUGGUGACUGAAACCUGCAUGGACGAGGGCCACAUCGCGGCCGUGUGCCGCGAGGUGCUGCAGGCUCUGCAGUUCCUGCACAUGAACCACGUGAUCCACCGGGACAUCAAGUCGGACAACAUUCUGCUGGGCACGGACGGCGCCGUCAAGAUCACCGACUUCGGAUUCUGCGCGCAGAUCUCGCCGGAGCAGAGCAAGCGGACCACGAUGGUGGGCACGCCCUACUGGAUGGCUCCGGAGGUGGUCACACGCAAACAGUACGGACCCAAGGUCGACGUCUGGUCGCUAGGCAUCAUGGCCAUCGAGAUGCUGGAGGGCGAGCCGCCCUACCUCAACGAGAACCCGCUGAAGGCGCUCUACCUAAUCGCCACCAACGGCCGGCCCGAGAUCAAGGACCGCGACAAGCUGUCGCCGCAGUUCCAGGAGUUCCUCGACCUGUGCCUGGAGGUAGACGUGGAGCGGCGCCCGUCGGCGGCCGAGCUGCUGCGCCAUCCGUUCCUGAAGGCCAGUCGGCCCCUGACCAGUCUCUGCCCGCUCAUCGAGGCCGCCAAAGACGCCGUGCGAGAGCAAAACAGUGCCUUGAAGCUGGCCAAGGCGGUCUAGGAGACUGCGGCGUGGUGGAUCCAAUGGGAGAGUCGCCGCUGAUCGAGAUAAACGAGUUAGAAACAGGCGACGCACGCCACAGUCGGAGUCUCGAGUAACGAGGGGCGCCCACACUCCAAGGUCAUUGGCGGUGGCUCGUGGGGGUACGCCAAAGUCCGUCAUUCAUUACACACACUCAGCCAAUUAUGUGCCAGAAAAUGCAACGCGUCUUAGAGAUGUCGCCCAGCGUACGAAGCUGGCCAGCAGGCUGUGGCAGGCUCCGGUACGCCACGAGCGGUGCACGGAUUAACGAGCUUGCGUCGCCUUUAGUUGGUAGGUGGCGCCACUGCCAUGCUUGGUCCACUCGUGCAGAGUCGGAUCAGCUUCCGAGCGUGCUUCGGCGCACGGUCCGCAUAGUUAAUGACGAGCCAAUGGCGAUUAGAUCCGUGCUAUCAUGCUCAUUAGUCAAUUGCUGUGAAUUUUUGUAGGGCGUCUGUUGUAAUAUUGGCAGCUGAUCGUUUUAUGCAGUCGGUUUGUUUGUCAGUUCUAUUGAAAUCCGUCCCACAGAAGCGUUUACCAUGGUUCAUCGCCUAGUGUUAUUUGCUAUGGCCGCUGUAGGACCUAUGGGACUUGAUGGUAUGCUCUUGAUUAAGCUUUUGUUAUUUAUUAUCGGCUGUGCAAGUUUCAGCUAUAUUCCUUAUUCAUGUGACGUGCGUAUUUAAAACCAUUUAAUAUAUUGACAUUCCGAU